AUGCGCUUUAUCCCAACACCAAUCUAUUCUUCGUUGAGACAUCACACACAGAUCAAGAUGGUGACUUCUGAGCCCGUCAGUCCCCUUGUGGAGCGACUCAUUCGGGAUCUUACCCUUAAAGAGAAGGUCUCUUUAGUUGCUGGCCAGAACAUGUGGCAGACUUCAGGGGUUGAACGGCUGGGUAUUCAACCUCUUCAAACCACCGAUGGCCCUGCAGGAGCUCGCGGCACGAAGUGGAACUAUGGCUCCCUGACUACUUUCAUUCCAUCUGGGAUCUCGCUUGCAGCCACGUUCGAUCCAUUGAUCGUUGAGAAAGUCGGCAAUGUACUCGGCGAGGAGACCCGACGCAAGGGCUGCCACGUCUUGUUGGCCCCGACAAUGAACUUCUCACGCUCUCCACUAGGUGGCCGAAACUUUGAAAGUUACGGAGAAGACCCUUUCCUCAUUGGCACCAUUUCCACUGCGAUCAUCCGCGGUAUUCAGAAUCAAGGUGUCGGAGCAUGCAUGAAGCAUUUCAUUCUCAACGAUACCGAGACCCGGCGUUUCAAUGUCGAUCAGACUAUUGACGAACGCACACUGAGGGAGGUGUACAUGAAGCCAUUCUCUAUGGUUCUUGAAGCGGCUCCGUGGACUGCCAUGGUCAGUUAUCCAAAAGUCAAUGGCGUGCACGCCGAUAUGAGCUCUUUUGUCCUUCAGAAGCUCCUUCGUGAAGAGCUGCAGUUCGACAGACUGGUCAUGAGUGAUUGGGGAGGUUGCAACAGUACUACCGAGAGCCUCAUUGCUGGUACAGAUCUUGAAAUGCCAGGACCGGCUAUUCGCCGAGGAGAGUUAUUGAUUUCCGCUAUCCGAGAUGGACAAGUCGAUGAAGCAAAGCAUUUGGACACCAGUGUGCGUCGCGUUUUGCAGCUUCUUGAGCGGGCUGGGCUUCUUCCUUCUCUGGCAUGGCUGAAUGGAGAAGCGGAGCUGCCACAGGAAGAAGAGAAAACCCCAGAGCAACCAUCUGAUGACAGCGCAUUCCACAAAACCGUUCGAGACGCCGCGGAGGGCGGCUUAGUCUUGCUGAAGAAUGACAACAUUCUCCCACUCCAGCCAUCCAAGCUGAGCAAGGUCGCUAUCCUGGGACCCAAUGCGCGGAAGCCAACGGCAGGUGGCUCCGGUAGUGCUGCCGUCAACCCAUUCUACGUCACAACACCGGAGGAGUGCCUGACAGAAGCCAUUCAUCAAUCUCACCCUGGAGUUGAGGUGUCCUACGACCAGGGAAUACCUUUCACUUUGCGACCACCUUUCUUCGACAGUGCCCUUCUUGUGCCUGAUCGCUCGAAGCAAGGACUUCAGGUAGAAUUCUUUGCAGGUCACGAGUUUGAAGGCCCCGUCAUCGAUACCACAUUCUGGCCCAACUCUAUGCUUUACAUGAUGAGUGAUGGGGAUGUGCCUCCUUCUCUCAAGCGCAAACCAUACUGUUACAGAGCUACUGGAGUCAUCGCUCCGAAGGUAUCUGGUCAACAUACUGUCAGUAUUGCGAACACAGGAAAAGCCAAGCUAUUUAUAAAUGGUGGACUGUUCAUUGACAACACCGACUGGACAACGAUCACUGGCGGUUUCCUCGGCUGUUCAAGUGAAGACAAGACGGCGUCACUGCGCUUGGAAGCAGGAAGCUUCUAUACCUUGCAGGUAGACAAUGUUGUCACAUUGCCACUUGUGGAAUCCUUUGACAACACCCUCUUCCCGGCGGUAUCUGGUCUUCGCCUCGGUCUUAGCCUCGACGAAGAUGAGGAUGAGAUGCUCGAGCGUGCCGUGCAGUCUGCCCGCGAAUCAGACGUUGCUAUCCUCGUUGUUGGUCACAACAAGGACUCUGAAGGCGAGGGUGGCGAUCGCCCAGAUAUGGAAUUGCCAGGACGUACCAACGAGCUUGUCUCCGCGGUAUGUGCCGCCAAUCCCAACACGAUCGUUGUUGUUCAGGCAGCCAGUGCGACCGCAAUGCCCUGGGCCGACAAAGCCAGUGCUAUUGUGUUGGGCUGGUAUCAAGGCCAGGAGAACGGACAUGCCUUGGCCAACGCCUUACUGGGUCAUUGCAACUUUUCUGGGAAGACUCCCAUUACCUUCCCAAAGAAAUUGGCCGAUCAUGGCUCCGAUGAAUGGUUCCCCGCUGAAGCAGCCAAGGACCGUGCCGUUUUCGGUGAAGGGGUUCUGAUGGGAUAUCGGUCGUUCGAUGAACGCAAGAUUGAGCCAUUGUGGCCCUUCGGGUUUGGAUUGUCUUAUACCACGUUUGAGUUGUCCAAUAUCCAUGUCGAGGGUCCAUUGAGCUCCUCUUCAUCGGAGGUCAAUGUUCAUGUCACCAUUAAAAACACUGGUUCGUGCAGUGGACACGAAGUCAUCCAGGUAUAUGCUUCACCUUCUGUCGCUAUCCGUGAGAAUGGUCUUCAGAGCUUCCAGAAGACACUGGUCGGCUUCACGAAAGUACAAGUACAUUCUGGUGAGUGUAGGGAUGCAAGCAUACCUAUCCGAAGUGAAGACUUCAAGUGGUACGAUGCGGAGGCUGCAUCGUGGCGCCUUGAUGCCGGAACUUACACUCUCUUUGUCGGUACGAGUGUGAAUCAUAUCCAGCAGGAGUUGAAGCUGGACAUAGUCUAG
This is a messenger RNA of Penicillium salamii, 2631 nucleotides long. Lineage: Eukaryota; Fungi; Ascomycota; Eurotiomycetes; Eurotiales; Aspergillaceae. The record is from the annotation of a GenBank genome assembly.